Cavenderia fasciculata is the source of this 690-nucleotide messenger RNA. RefSeq lists its product as uncharacterized. The record is from RefSeq and is a predicted model, not a curated record. The coding region runs from base 1 to 690 and encodes 229 amino acids. The transcript has 3 exons. Lineage: Eukaryota; Evosea; Eumycetozoa; Acytosteliales; Cavenderiaceae.
AUGUCUCUCUAUCUGUCUGUGCUACAACAAAAAAGAUUGGCAAGUACUAAAUCUACUACAAGACAAAAGAUUCAGUACUCCAUUGAUUGGCGCCAAGACAGGUACAUCCCCAAUCAUGAUGAUGACGAUGAUGGCAACAACUACGACAACAACAACAAUAAUAAUAAUAAUAAUAAUAAUAAUAAUAAUAAUAAUAAUAAUAAUAAUAAUAAUAACAAACGUAAAGUUGUACCAACCAGACCAGUCGCCAAAAAGCAACCAACCAAGACUGAAGUAGAAAAGAGAAAGAGAGUCUGGAAGAAAAUGUGGACCAGUAUACUGUCAAUACACAUACCAAGAUGGACGACGUCGUGGGAAGGAGAAACUCCUUAUUGUGGUGUUGCCUGUAUCUUGCGAUCCGGACAAUUGCAAUACUUGCACAAAAAUAAGUGCAAAGCAAAGCAAGAUAACGGAAAAUUAUGUGGCAAUGGCAUUGUAGUAUAUGCACGCCACAAGAGUAAAUGCCAUUUCCACUACUCAAUUGGCGUUAGAAAAAAGAAGAAGAAGGUGGUCAAACCUACACUUGAUCCAUUGUCUGUAAGACAAUGUCAUUCUAGAUCACAACAUGACCAUGAUAGUGAUGAUGAUGAUGAUGAUGGUAAUGAUGAUGGUGAUGAUGAUGGAUAUGACGAUGAUGAAGAUGACAACUAA